CCUGGAGGUGGCAUCCAUGGUGCACCAGGAAUUGAACAUCCUGACCCUAAUGAUAGUACCUCUCAACAGCCAGCUAGUGGUGCCGAUGAUCAGAGUCAGACGAAAUAUCUAGUACUGAAGAAAGGCGAGUUACUAGAACCUAUCUACAAAACCG
Messenger RNA from Amoebophrya sp. A25, 154 nucleotides. The record is from the annotation of a GenBank genome assembly. NCBI's taxonomy places the organism in Eukaryota, Dinophyceae, Syndiniales, Amoebophryaceae.